Molecule: messenger RNA, 2241 nt
Organism: Hydatigera taeniaeformis
Lineage: Eukaryota; Metazoa; Platyhelminthes; Cestoda; Cyclophyllidea; Taeniidae
Source: the annotation of a GenBank genome assembly
AUGUGGCCAUCAUAUCCGGGGUGGCCUCAGUGGCCACAGACAAUGCCGAGCACGGCUGAAGAAACCAAUCAUUGGGCGCAACUUGCUCGUCAGUGGGCAGCUGCCAACACGGUUCAGCAACAACUACCACCACCUCCACCACCCCCGCCGCCGCCGCCGCCGCCUCCACCGCCUCCUCCAAGACCUAUUGAGGCUGAGACGCGAUCUGCAAUUGUUAUCGAGGAUCAAGAUGAUAGAAUUCUGGUGCCUCUACCUCCUUUUAAAGUCAACCACGACACGGACGAUCGUGUUCUUCCCCCUUCACAAGACUUCUCACAUGAUUCAGAUUAUCGUCAGAUGCAGCAUGGGGACUACUCUGGUUCUUCUAACCAGUGGCAGGAAGGUCCUCAGGAUUACUAUCCGCCUAGUGAAAAGGGCCAUGUGAACCCACUUUUGGAUCAGCCGAUCGUCCGGGAAUAUCAUCAUACGCACUACAGCCAGCCACCUCGUGGUGAUUUUACGCGACCGCCUCCACCCAUACCUAGUCAGCAACAGGGGUGCCCUCCGCCUCCUUCUCUCUAUGAUGGUAACAGGCCAUACCCCGCUGAAGCAGUUCCAGAGCAGGAUUGGAGUUAUGUACACCGAACACCAGCGCCGAUGUCGAACCCCAUGGUAGAUGAUUUCUCCAUGCCUCCACCGGCUCUCUUUCCUAUUGGCCAGCCGCCGCGUCCCCACUUCGUACGGCAUCCCCCACCUCUGCGACAGCAUUUCCCCCACUCCAUCCCUGAGCACGUGAUGCCGGCUUUUCGCGAGGCAGUUACAAGCGCGGGGGCGUGGCCACCAAAAGAGACGGGUGAAGCUCGUCGUCGCACACUGCCCGCCUGGCUGCGUGACGAGUUGGAACGUUUAGAAAAACAGAAGCGCAAACAACAGGAGAAGCUGGAAGCCAUUGAUGUCUCCAAAGAUCGAGAAUGUGGGGGCAGUUUAAGCAGUGGACACGAUAUCAAACGUGAUGCUGAUGGCGCAGUGGUGAUGGAAGAAGAGGAAAUGGAGGGCGAUGAAGACGAAGAAAGUAGGGGAGAAGAAAGAGGCGAUUCUAACGACGAAGAAGAGGAGGAGGAGGAGGAGGAGGAUAAUUUAGGUAACGUUAGCGCCCAGGGCGCCAACUCUCCUCACGGCGGUUCACCGCGAACAAAGGCUUCGAACUCUGGAUUUGUGGGUGCAGAGCGUGGGCUCGAAUCCCCUCACGUCACCGAGGUGGAAUACGUGGCUAUCUGCGAGCGGCUACCUGAAAACCUUCUCAUAUCUGAGCUGAAUCGUUGCAUCACUCGAGUUCUGACGGACGUCCUUCUGGAUGUCACAACUAAAUUCGUCCUCGACGUGGCCGAAGAGACUUGCCAAGAGGUGCAUAUUGCAUCUAAGCAAACGAUCUUUGAUCCAGCAAAUGGCUCAGAGAGGGAGUAUGAUAAUAAUUCUGACUCAAAUGACAGCGAUAAUCCUGAACAACUUGGUGCGGGUGUGUUGGGCCUCUCCGCUUAUAUCAGUGAUAGUGAUUCAGACAAAGUUGAGUUUGAACCACCUUUGGAGCCUGAAGCAGUAGUUGAAUCCCUUCCAAAAUUGGAUUCCGGUGAAAAUGAUCAGAAGACUGAAAAUUCAAGCGUCAUCAUAUCGUCCGUUGGGAUUGAAAAAGCGUUGAUUAUGCAUGGUAACAUCCUCCAAUCAAUUCUAGAGCAAAGUAAAGUGAUUCCAAAAACGAGAGAAGAGAGGAGGGAGAAGAAGAAAGAUACCGAAAAGCAGAAUGAGUCAGCAGAAGUGAAAGUCAAGAAAAAGAUAUCAAAGGAUGACAAGCAAGAGCAUCCUUCUUCCUCCUCUCCCCCUCUGCCUCAGAAUAGGAAAUGCACAAGUCGUAAUGUUGAACGCAAAAGUGAUAGGAAGAAAGCCGAAAAAGAGGCCAGCGAUGAGAGGUCAAGUCGUAGUCGUAACCACGAAAAACAUUGUGGGCGCUCUCGAAGUCGCAGGCGUUCGAGAAGUCGUCGGCGUUCACGCAGUCGAGAGACCAAACGCCGAAGGUAUUCACGGAGUCGUAGCGCCUCGAGGCGCAGACGUUCGCAUAGUCGUAGCCGCAGUCAAGUGCGAAGCAGACGCUCACGUACUCGCAGUCAUUCGCGUCGUAGGCAUCACCGAUCUCCUUCAUCGACGUCAACGUCAUCUUCCUCGUCAUCGUCAUCAUCUCGUCGCGGUAGCAGGAGACGACGUCGUUAA